AUUUAGAACGCCCUCUACCGCAUAUUGAAGACAGUUUUGCUGAAAGAAGCUUGUGAAAGAAUCCUCUAGAAAGUAGUCAAGAAUCUCCGGUAUCAAAAUCUUUACGUGAAUUUUGUUCAUUUAACUUGAAGCGAAAAAUAAAGCAGACAAGAUGUGUGACCGCAAGGCGGUGAUCAAGAAUGCUGACAUGAGCGAGGAGAUGCAGCAGGAUGCUGUGGACUGCGCAACGCAAGCCCUCGAGAAGUUCAACAUAGAAAAGGACAUUGCUGCCUUCAUCAAGAAGGAGUUCGACAAGAAGUACAACCCGACGUGGCACUGCAUCGUGGGCCGCAACUUCGGGUCGUACGUGACGCACGAGACGCGCCACUUCAUCUACUUCUACCUCGGCCAAGUGGCAAUCCUGCUGUUCAAGAGCGGCUAGCUCCGCCCCUCGCUCUCUAAAUUUUUAGUUGUUACGGACAGUUCCCGAGCGGUACAUUCCGGACUCUCCCGCUCCGAGGCAGUGAAGUGAAGCCCUUAUUAUCAAAUGCUGGUCAUUCUGUGCGCUGACACUCCGCACUGUUCGUACUAUGUUAGCUAAGAUUCCAUUAAGUCAAAACUCUGUACAACAUUCACAUCUAGUGUAUUUAUAUUAAACAAAUUUUAGUUGUAA
Molecule: messenger RNA, 652 nt
Organism: Plodia interpunctella (Indianmeal moth)
Lineage: Eukaryota; Metazoa; Arthropoda; Insecta; Lepidoptera; Pyralidae
Product: dynein light chain 2, cytoplasmic
Exons: 3
Coding region: 152-421 (89 amino acids)
Biological process (GO): microtubule-based process
Cellular component (GO): cytoplasmic dynein complex
Molecular function (GO): dynein intermediate chain binding
Source: RefSeq, a predicted model, not a curated record